GGUGCAGAGCUCAGAGCGGAGCGGCAGAGGAAGCAGCAGAGCACGGGGCAGGAGGACAGCGUGCCUCUGGGCUGGGGAGUGCUAGAGCCCAGCAAGCACUCCUGGGCAGAGGAGGAAUCAAGGGAGAAAGAAGGAAGCCAGGCACACUGCAGGUGCAAAGGAAGCCAAGGAGGUCCUGGGAGCCGGAGACAGGAGCCAUGCCCCACAGCUCUGACAGCAGCGACUCCAGCAUCUCCAGCCAGUCCCCCCCUCCUAGCAAGCAGGACUCUUCUGAUGACAUGAGGAAAGUCCAGAGGAGGGAGAAGAACCGCAUUGCUGCCCAGAAGAGCCGCCUACGGCAGACCCAGAAAGCAGAUACGCUGCACUUGGAGAGCGAAGACCUGGAGAGACAGAACGCAGCCCUGCGCCGGGAGAUCAAGCAGUUGACAGAGGAGAUGAAGCACUUCACCUCGGUGCUGAGCUCCCACGAACCGCUCUGCUCCAUCCUGGCAUCGCCCCCACCGCCGCCCCCGGAGGUGCUUUACGCCGCGCACUCCUUCCACCAGCCCCACAUCAGCUCCCCACGCUUCCAGCACUGAGCCCUCUGGGGCGGCUAAGAACCAACUUGUGGGGCUCGCUUUUCCAUCUGGAGAGGGGCGGACAGACAGACGCCCCUUCUCAAAGUGCGUACUCUGAGUGACUUUGUCUAAGACUUGUUCCCUGUGCAGAAAUGGCAGAGCCACCAGCAGGCAUCUUCAGGCGGUUUCCAGCUUGGAUCCUGGAAAGAGGAGGAAUUCACAACAGAGCAUCAGCCGUUCCCUGGUUCUCGCCUGGGGACGUCGCAGGCUGCCCCUGUGCCGGUGGCUGGCUGCAGCGCGCAGCAUCAGGAGCUCCAGGCACAGGAAUGAGAGCAGGGGUGGAGGGGAAGGUCGGGGGACACAGAGUACCAGGGUGAAACUGGUUUAUUUUUGUAAAAUAAAGAAUGAAAAUGC
Gallus gallus (chicken) is the source of this 971-nucleotide messenger RNA. It is a transcript of the gene BATF, whose product is annotated as basic leucine zipper ATF-like transcription factor. Lineage: Eukaryota; Metazoa; Chordata; Aves; Galliformes; Phasianidae. The transcript has 3 exons. Bases 198 to 578 code for a protein of 126 amino acids. Gene Ontology annotation, biological process: regulation of transcription by RNA polymerase II. Gene Ontology annotation, cellular component: nucleus. Gene Ontology annotation, molecular function: DNA-binding transcription factor activity, RNA polymerase II-specific; RNA polymerase II cis-regulatory region sequence-specific DNA binding. The record is from RefSeq and is a predicted model, not a curated record.